This is a messenger RNA of Helobdella robusta, 1281 nucleotides long. RefSeq lists its product as hypothetical. The transcript is spliced from 13 exons. NCBI's taxonomy places the organism in Eukaryota, Metazoa, Annelida, Clitellata, Rhynchobdellida, Glossiphoniidae. The record is from RefSeq and is a predicted model, not a curated record. Bases 1 to 1281 code for a protein of 426 amino acids. Gene Ontology annotation, molecular function: metal ion binding; acid phosphatase activity.
AUGAUAGUAACCUGGGUUACGCAAGAUAAUUCUGAUGGUUCAUUUGUUGAAUAUGGCUCCCAUUCAGCAGGUGCUGGUAUGGACAGAGUGGCCAAAGGAGAAGCAAUUUUGUUCGAAGAUGGUGGAAGUGAAAAAAGAAAAUUUUUUAUUCACAAAGUACUUUUAACUGGUCUCAUCCCUAACACAUUUUAUGUAUAUCACGUGGGCAGUGAUACAGGCAGAUGGAGUGAUAUUUUCUUCUUCACUUCCAUGAAAGAAGGUCAAGAUUGGAGUCCGACUUUUGCCGUGGUGGGCGAUAUGGGCACAAUAAAUGGCAAGUCCAUAUCCAGUCUUCAGAAGGAGGUUCAGAAAAGUCUGUUUGAUGCUGUUCUCCAUGUUGGAGAUUUCGCCUACGACAUGGAUGUCGAUAAUUCCAGAGUUGGUGAUGAUUACAUGAGGCAGGUGCAGUCAUUUGCUGCUUAUGUACCAUACAUGACCUCCCCUGGUAACCAUGAAAAUGCUUAUAACUUUUCCAACUAUAAGAGCCGAUUCACCAUGCCCAACAAAUACGGUGGAGAUGGCAACGCAAUGUUCUAUAGUUUUGAUGUCGGGCCAGUGCACCUUGUUUCAUUCUCGUCUGAAUUUUAUUACUACGUCUCCUACGGUUGGACGCAAAUUGUUGAACAGUACAAGUGGCUUAUCAGGGACCUGCAGGAAGCCAACAAGCCCUCGAACAGAGCCAAGCGUCCUUGGAUCAUCAGCAUGUGCCACCGACCUAUGUACUGCUCCAACAGCAACGAUCCUGAACACUGCCCCAAUCUUGAAAAUAUGAUCCGUGUGGGCCUGCCCAUGAAUCACGAGUACAACAUCGAAGACCUACUCUACAAGUACGGCGUCGACCUGCAUUUCCAAGCUCACGAACAUUCAUAUGAGAGGAUGUGGCCGGUCUACAAUCUCACUGUUUGCAACGGCAGCGCUGAACGUCCGUACGUCAAUCCGAGGGCUCCUGUUCAUAUUGUCAGCGGGUCUGGGGGGUGCAAGGAAGGCGUGGACCCUUUCAUAAAGAUUCCGUAUCCGUGGUCAGCGUUCCAAAGUGACGAUUAUGGUUACACAGUCAUGAAGAUUCUGAACAAAACUCAUCUGUCUCUUGAUCAAGUGUCCGUUGAUAAGGGUGGAGCCAUCAUAGAUUCAGUGAUGAUUGAAAAACAGAAGCAUGGGCCUAGCACCUUCGACUGCCACAAAAACCUGAAAUUUCAGUACAAGAGCGGGGGAAUCAAAAGUUCUAAUAAAUAUUUCCUUUAA